GUGUUUAUUAUUGUCAGCAUGCCCAUCAGCUGAUCGCACUUAAAGUAUUUCACCGAAUUCAGUUUGUACGUAUCGUUGCAAGUUUUUUUUAAAGAACCUUAUGUUUUUGCCAAUUAUAAUGAAUAAUGGCGUGACAUUUUAGUUAUUAUCUAACGAAAUUUUGCAAGUGAAGACAGGAUGGAAUAUGACGAGGAGACGAGACCACUUUUGGUUAACGAUGAAGAAAUAUCAGAAGACAGAUUAGAGCAGGACUCUUAUCUCAAUAAAGUUAAAAAUGGAAAGUUAUACAUGGCCACAUUUGCUGCAGUUCUGGGACCCCUGAGUUUCGGGUUCGUGUUAGGCUACAGUUCUCCCGCCAUCCCAGAACUCACCAGGAUCCAGGACCCCAAACUACAGCUCAGCACAGACGAGGCGUCAUGGUUCGGGUCUGUGGUGACGAUUGGUGCUGCACUCGGGGGUCUGCUGGGAGGAUGGAUUGUGGGAAAGAUUGGACGUAAACUGAGCCUUAUGUUCUGUGCAAUACCCUUUAUCUUUGGUUUUACUUCCAUCAUCGCUGCUCAGAAUCACUGGAUGUUAUACGUGGGCAGAGUUCUCACUGGUCUGGCCAGUGGAGUCACUUCCCUUGUUGUACCUCUUUACAUCUCUGAAAUGGCCCAUGAGCGUGUUCGGGGCACUAUCGGGUCCUGUGUACAGCUGAUGGUUGUGACGGGCAUUAUGGGAGCCUAUAUCACAGGUUUGUUCCUGGACUGGCGGUGGUUAGCAGUGGUGUCCUCCAUCCCUCCCACCCUGAUGCUGGUGUUUAUGUGCUUUAUGCCUGAGACCCCACGGUUCCUGUUGUCCCAGGGGAAGAGGAGAGAGGCAGUGGAGGCACUGCGCUUCCUCAGGGGUCCCGAUGCCCCAACAGAAUGGGAGUGUGCCAGAAUAGAAGAAGCAUGCAAAAAUGAGGAGCAAAGCCUCAGUCUGUCUGAUCUGAAGGACCCUGGUGUUUAUAAGCCUUUAGGGGUGGGCAUAAUGAUGAUGGUCUUCCAGCAGUUCACCGGCAUUAACGCCAUCAUGUUUUAUGCCGAGACCAUCUUUGAGCAAGCUCAUUUCAAAAGCAGCGAUGUUGCCACGGUGAUUGUAGCCGCCACUCAGGUGGUCUUCACAGCAGUCGCUGCCUUCGUCAUGGACAGGGCUGGCCGGAAAGCUCUCCUGAUCUUGUCUGGUGUCACGAUGUGCAUCAGUGAGGCGGUGUUUGGUGUGUACUUCAAGUUGACUGUGAUGAAGCACGAUAACUCCACACUACUGAGUGCAGUAACAGACGCCCCACAAACGCCUCAAACAGAUCUGGCCUGGCUUGCCGUGGGAAGCAUGGGCCUCUUUAUUACAGGAUUCGCUCUCGGUUGGGGUCCUACUCCUUGGCUCAUAAUGUCCGAGAUCUUCCCCACACGAGCAAGGGGAUUGGGCAGCGCUUUAUGUGUGCUUACCAACUGGACCUGUGCUUUCAUCAUCACCAAGACCUUCCAGGACCUCAUGGAUCUGAUAACCAGCGCAGGAACCUUCUGGAUGUUCUCGGCACUGUGUGCACUUAAUGUCAUCUUCACUGCUGUGUUUGUCCCUGAAACCAAAGGCAAAACUUUAGAGGAGAUUCAAGCCCAUUUCAAGGGAACUUAAAGAUGAUAAACUCAUUGUUUCUUUAGUGCCAACACUAAACAUUCUAGCAAAUUAAGUGAAUCCAUUCAAUCCUGUUGAAGUUUACUGAUCCAAUACGUGUACGUUUGAUCAAAUACAGUUCUGGUGUAAAGCUACUAACUUAACAUUGCAUUGACAUAAAUAAGUGUCUGAUCUGGACUUUUAAUAUUCACACACUGUUACAUUCUGUUGAUACUUGAUUUUAGGUUUAAUUUUUGUCUGGUUGUUAUAUGCCAAUUAUAUAUGCCCAGAUAACCAACAAUUUGCUACAUGUUUACUGUGAGAUAAAGUCCAGAGGUAAUAUAAGCUUUUUUUCUCAAUCGCUUUUCUUUCUCAAUGUUAAGUAAACUUUUUUAAUUAGAACGAUGACAUUCAUGGAAUGAUGCACAACUUCAGAUGUUUGGAGUUUAAUCAACAUCUUUACAAGCCGUGGGUACACUUUUAUAAAUGUAUAAAUGAGCUGUGUUAAGUUCUCAGUUUUAUGUGUGCUACAUCCAUAAUGCAAAGUGUACUGUGAAUAUUUGUUUAUUAAAAAAAAGUGAUUUA
Messenger RNA from Triplophysa dalaica, 2217 nucleotides. RefSeq names its product solute carrier family 2 member 8 (gene slc2a8). Gene Ontology annotation, cellular component: membrane. The record is from RefSeq and is a predicted model, not a curated record. Lineage: Eukaryota; Metazoa; Chordata; Actinopteri; Cypriniformes; Nemacheilidae. Bases 178 to 1653 code for a protein of 491 amino acids. Gene Ontology annotation, molecular function: transmembrane transporter activity. The transcript has 10 exons. Gene Ontology annotation, biological process: transmembrane transport.